GGAAAGAGAGCAAAAGAAGACCGUUUGACUUAAUUUGACAUGAGAGAGGAUACCUGUUUCAUUUCUUUCUCACUGGGAUGCGGAUUUCCCCCCUUCUUUUCUUGACAGCGAGCGUUUGCCCCGCUUCGCUCGUAUCAUACGGAUAUAUACGGAGAAAAAAAUUAAGAUGAAGUGGCCUUCGAAAGUAGUUUUUGACGGCGUACCGCUCGCUAAGGUUUUAUUUGUUCUUUAAUCGUGUUCAACAGCGUUGCACCGGGCACGCGGGAAUUGAUAGAGCACGAGGGCAGUGCUUAUAAAACAACAGCUGACCAUUAAAGCUGACAUCAAGCCAAAUAAAAUACUUCCAGAAGAAAUAACACCAUUGAUUUUGCUGUACAGAAAAACGGAGGCAUAAAAAGCGAGCUUUAAAACAGGUCGGUUCCCCAGCGUUUCAUACGGUGGGUUUAGGUGACGAGUGGACGGGACUCUGAUGUAGAGUGCUGCUCCGGAGCUGAGUGCCCACUACUAGACCAGCAACUUCCUGCGCCUCAAGAUGGAUUAGAGCUUCACGCCUCCGGAGAUCAAAGGUGGCUGUGUGAAGGGGGACCCCCAGGGCUGGACCCAUGAGGAGUCAAAGAAGAUGCUCGGAGCCUGGGCGCCUCUGCUCUUCUUAGCCAUGUGGGUGAGAAACGCCACCAGUGGCCCACUCUCAUUCAGAAUAGCUGCCAUUCUUGAUGACCCGAUGGAGUGUAGCCGCGGGGAGCGAUUGGCCAUCACUCUGGCGAAAGACAGCAUCAACCGUUCCAGCAACCGCUCCACCACAGGCAAACUGGAGGUGGACAUUUUUGAGCUGCUCCGAGACAGUGAAUACGAGACAGGGGAAACUAUGUGCCAGAUCAUGUCCAAGGGGGUUGUGGCGGUCCUGGGCCCCUCUGCCAGCCCGGCAUCCAACUCCAUCAUCAGUAAUAUCUGUGGCCUAUUAAACCUGGAGGUGUUACUGCGACAGUUUCUCAUCUCCAAGGAAACCCUUUCUGUUCGCAUGCUGGAUGACAGUCAAGAUCCCACCCCCCUUCUCAAGGAGAUCCGUGAUGACAAGACUGCCACCAUCAUAGUGGAUGCCAAUGCCACCAUGUCUCGCAUCAUUUUGAAAAGGGAAUUCUCUCUGCUACGAUUGGACGAUUUAGCUGAUCAACGAGUCAACAUCGUCGGGUUUUCAGUCUUCAACAGAACACAUCCUUUCUUUCAGGACUUCGUCCUCAGCCUCAAUCGAUCCUGGCAGGAGAAUUGUGAUCAUGCUCCUUUUGCAGGAACACCACUUUCAUCAGCGCUGCUGUUUGAUGCAGUACACACGGUGGUGGCAGCUGUGCAGGAGCUGAACCGUAGCCAGAACGUAGGAGCCACUCAGCUCUCCUGCAAGUCUUCUAAGAUCUGGGAGCACGGCACAAGUCUGAUGAACUACCUGAGGAUGGUAGAGUUGGAAGGUCUAACUGGCCACAUUGAGUUCAACAGCAAAGGCCAGCGCUCGAACUAUGCCCUCCGGAUCAUGCAGAACAGCAGGGAUGGCCUAAGGCAGAUCGGUCAGUGGCAUUCAGAGCAGGGACUGUCCAUGGAGAGGAAGCUUCCAUCACUUAACGUGACAGACACACUAUUCAACACCACUCUCACCAUAACUACCAUCCUGGAGAAUCCAUAUGUAAUGCUGAGAGCCAAUCACCAGGAACUAGAAGGGAAUGAGCGUUACGAAGGCUUCUGUGUGGACAUGCUGAAGGAGUUGGCAGAUAUCCUGAAGUUCAAGUACCGCAUUCGGCUAGUUGGGGACGGUGUGUAUGGAGUGUCGGGCACCAAUGGCACCUGGACAGGCAUGGUGGGAGAGCUCAUCAGCAGGAAGGCUGACCUGGCUGUGGCCGCCCUGACCAUCACGGCUGAGAGGGAGAAGGUCAUUGAUUUCUCCAAACCCUUCAUGACUCUGGGGAUCAGCAUCAUGUACCGAGUGCACAUAGGAAGAAGACCGGGGUAUUUCUCCUUUAUGGAUCCAUUCUCUCCUGGGGUUUGGCUUUUCAUGUUGCUGGCAUACCUGGCAGUCAGCUGCGUGCUCUUUUUGGUGGCGAGGCUAACACCUUAUGAAUGGUACAACCCUCACCCCUGCCUGAAAGAGCGUUGUAGCCUGCUCAUUAACCAGUAUUCUCUGGGCAACAGUUUCUGGUUUCCUGUGGGCGGUUUCAUGCAGCAAGGCUCCACCAUCGCCCCGAGAGCCCUGUCUACACGCUGCGUCAGUGGAGUAUGGUGGGCCUUCACCUUAAUCAUCAUCUCUUCAUACACAGCCAACUUGGCGGCCUUUCUCACUGUGCAGAGGAUGGAGGUGCCCAUUGAGUCCGUGGAUGAUUUGGCUGACCAAACAGCCAUCGAAUACGGCACCAUGCAUGGCGGGUCCACCAUGACCUUCUUCCAGAACUCUCGCUACCAGACGUACCAGCGCAUGUGGAACUUCAUGUACUCCAAGCAGCCCAACGUGUUCGUGAAGAGUACAGAGGAGGGCAUCGCCCGAGUGCUCAACUCUAAUUACGCCUACUUGCUGGAGAGCACCAUGAACGAGUACUACCGCCAGCGCAACUGCAACCUCACCCAGAUCGGAGGCCUGCUGGACACCAAGGGCUAUGGCAUUGGCAUGCCUCUCGGCUCAGUCUACAGAGAUGAGUUUGACCUGGCCAUACUCAAGCUACAGGAGGAAAACCGCUUAGAGAUCCUGAAGAGGAAAUGGUGGGAUGGUGGCAAGUGUCCGAAAGAGGAGGAUCAUAGAGCGAAAGGUCUGGGCAUGGAGAACAUCGGUGGGAUCUUCGUGGUGCUUGUGUGUGGUCUUCUGGUGGCCAUCUUUAUGGCGGUGCUGGAGUUUGUGUGGAUGCUACAUCAUACGCCAGCAACAGAGCUGUCCAUGUGCGAGGAGAUGCUACGAGAGCUGCAGGGCAUCGUGCUGUGUCAGGACAGCCUGCAGUUACGGCGCAGACGUGGAGCCAGUGUGUUGCGACCGCAGCCUCUGCCCCUGGAUGAGCGACGGGCGCGGGCGGCGGCAACGAACCUCAGCAAUGGCAAGCUGUGUACAGGCACUGGCCUGCCCGAACCCCUCUCCCACAGACUGGCGCAGGAGGCCACCCUGGUGGCACGAGGGUGCAGUCACAUUCGCAUCUGCCCGGAGUGCCGGCGCUUCCAGGGCAUUCGAGUGCGCCCGGCCGGCCCUCCAGGAGCAUCGCCCACCCACAGCGAGGAGAGUAUAGAGUGGGAGAACCGCACCAACAACAGUGAACACGAAUAACCUCUCGGAUCUGUGGCGGAUAGACAUUAAACGACGGCUUUGCUGGACCCAGGGAUUAUGGGAACGUAGGCUCCGGGGAAGGAGCUAAAAGAGAAGCUGUCCAUGCUGCUCGAUUCGGCCCAGGAGCUGCAUCUGGUUUCUGUACACUGUCCUUACAGCCCUCUGCUUUCGGGGGACACAGCAGAGGGGCUUUGUACUAUGCAGUAUAUUUGUCUAAAUGUGCUGUUGAUUUAUUUUUAAAUUAUUGCUCUUUUGUUGUGAUACCACUAUAUUGCUAUUAUCUCCUUCUCACGACACCCGUUUAAUUUGGUUUUUCACACCGUGGAUGGCU
Molecule: messenger RNA, 3617 nt
Organism: Sinocyclocheilus grahami
Lineage: Eukaryota; Metazoa; Chordata; Actinopteri; Cypriniformes; Cyprinidae
Gene: grik4
Product: glutamate receptor, ionotropic, kainate 4
Exons: 19
Coding region: 620-3286 (888 amino acids)
Biological process (GO): monoatomic ion transport
Cellular component (GO): membrane
Molecular function (GO): signaling receptor activity; ligand-gated monoatomic ion channel activity
Source: RefSeq, a predicted model, not a curated record